Pseudophryne corroboree (corroboree frog) is the source of this 2593-nucleotide messenger RNA. It is a transcript of the gene CHST2, whose product is annotated as carbohydrate sulfotransferase 2. Lineage: Eukaryota; Metazoa; Chordata; Amphibia; Anura; Myobatrachidae. The record is from RefSeq and is a predicted model, not a curated record. The transcript has a single exon. Gene Ontology annotation, molecular function: N-acetylglucosamine 6-O-sulfotransferase activity. Gene Ontology annotation, cellular component: Golgi membrane; trans-Golgi network. The coding region runs from base 640 to 1908 and encodes 422 amino acids. Gene Ontology annotation, biological process: sulfur compound metabolic process; N-acetylglucosamine metabolic process; carbohydrate metabolic process.
AGGGAGUGGGCUGCAAAUACUGUACAUACAUGGGCUUAGAGGUGUGUUCUGUGGAGUGACAGCCGGCUCCUCCAGUAACGCAGCGGAUGGGAUGCAAGCAUCGGUAUCCCCAUAUUGUGCUUGAGAAGAGGAGCAGCUCUGGGCUCUGUGCAUUCUCCUCUUUAAGCAGCAGCAGCACCAGCACCACCGAGAAGAGCCCAGCAGCUAAGCCGUUACAAGAACGGAGGCGGGCGGCUGCUACCCUUUAAAAUAAAACCAGUGCUCGGUCCUGAUUUCGGUAGCAGUACUAGAGCUUUGCAUGCAUGCAUGCAUGCAGUGACCCGUACACCCAGCGGCGGGCGAUGCUAUGUUCCACUGCUGCAGUGUGAGUCGAGGACGAUCUGGGAGAAUAAGUUUGCGUGGCUCCCGCACCGGACACCUGGCAGCUGCCUCCGAAUGACCCCGGCACGACGGUGAGAUGCUGCUGCCGGCCGCUGGGGAGGGCAGACGCUGCUGCUGGGCUGUGCGAUGCGGUGCCGCGGCAUGGGCUCCGGGGAAGCGGCCCCCAACCUGAUCCCAGAACUUUGCUGAUCGCCCUGAACGCUGCAGCCGCUGGGUCCCGCUCUCUGGCUAGUCCGCACUGUGCUGCUACGACCAACGAUGAAGGUGUUCCGCAGGAAGGCGCUGCUGCUGUGCCUGGGCUACGUGCUGCUGCUGGUGCUCACCAUGCUCAACCUCCUGGACAAGUGGCACAAGGAGCCGCAGCAGUGCAGCGAGCAGGGGCGCUACACCCCGUACCAGGCGCGCCCGGACCUCCGCUACCUCUAUCGGCCCUCUCCCCCUCGUAAACGGCAGCUUGUCUACGUCUUUACCACCUGGAGGUCCGGCUCCUCUUUCUUCGGGGAGCUCUUCAACCAGAACCCGGACGUCUUCUUCCUGUACGAGCCGGUGUGGCACGUGUGGCAGAAGCUGUACCCGGGAGAUGCCAUGGCUCUCCAGGGGGCCGCCCGGGACCUCAUCAGCGCCCUCUACCGGUGCGACCUGUCUGCCCUGCAGCUCUACAACACGGCCGGGGCUAAGAACAUCAGCACAUUGGGCAUCUUCGGCGCCUCCACCAACAAGGUCAUCUGCUCCUCCCCCCUGUGUUCGGCCUACAAGAAGGAGGUGGUGGGGCUGGUGGACGACAAGGUCUGCAAGAAGUGCCCCCCGCAGAGCCUGACUCUCCUGGAGGAAGAGUGCCACAAGUACAACACCAUAGUCAUUAAGGGGGUGAGGAUCUUUGACAUCAGAGUGCUGGCCCCACUGAUGGUGGACCCAUCCCUGGACCUGAAGGUCAUUCAUUUGGUCAGGGAUCCCAGAGCAGUGGCCAACUCCCGGAUUAAGUCUAGGCAUGGCCUGAUCCGAGAGAGUCUACAGGUGGUUCGCAGUCGGGACCCCCGGAUACGCAGAGUUCCCUUUAUAGACCCUGGGCACAAACUAAAUAAAAAAGAUGGUUCCGAUUACCAUGCUAUAGGUGCCAUGGAGGUAAUAUGCAGCAGCAUGGGCAAGACCUUGAGGACUGCUCUCAACCCACCCAACUGGCUGAAAGGUAAUUACAUGGUAGUCAGGUAUGAGGACUUGGUGGUGGAUCCCAUUAAGACCCUGAGGCAGGUGUAUGGGUUUGUGAACCUUUCAGUGAGUCCUGAGAUAGAGAAGUUCUCACUGAACAUGACUAGUGGCUCAGGCUACUCCUCUAAACCCUUUGUGGUGUCUGCCCGCAACGCCACCCAGGCUGUUAGUGCUUGGAGGACAUUACUGACUUUCCUGCAGAUAAAGCAGGUAGAAGAGUACUGCCAGGUCCCAAUGGAACUCUUAGGUUACCAAACAGUGGGAAGUCAAGAAGAAGUAAGAGACCUUAGCAAGACACUGCUUAAGAAGCCUAUGUUGUGAGGACAAUCUCUUGGGCUGUUUGACCUGUUGCCUGCAAAACUAAACUUCUUCAACUACUGUACCAAAUUUCUCCAAGUGUUACUCUGGAUUGUAUCAUUCUGGUAAACCCAUCUGUCCUCUUCCCUAGUUAAUAUGAGCUGCCAGCUUACCCAUGCAAAGCAUAAAAUAUCUGGGGGCAAUUUGAGGUACUUAUGCUUGCUUUCUAGUUAACUUAUUCUGAGACACUAUGACAGGUCAUGUUGAGGAUAACCAUACUGCAGGGCAGGUGAUUCAAUCAUUGGCUUAGUAUUCUCACCAGAUGGCCAGUAAGAUUUAUCCUUUUAGUGGGCCUUAAGGACUGUCGGUGAAUUAUUUUGUUUGGGACCCAUAUCCUGGCUAUUUGUGAUGAUUAGUUUGUGGCAGCCAAACAUUUUGCACUAUUUCAACUAGCUGAAGAGAAAUUGAAGUGACUGUCUGCAAUGUUGCAUUGAUAAACGUAAUCAUGUUUAUACUGUUUCACAUUGUUUAUAUAGCAUUGGCUAUAGCUAUUUUGUUAAAAUGUUGACAAACAUGACUGGAUAAAAGUGAAGCCUUCACACUUCCCAUGGCAUGCUUAUUGCAAUGGCCCAUUAAUACUGUACAGAGUACCCAUUGGGAUAAAUGGUAAAUGUUACAAGUGCUGUUAAUAAAAACCAAAAUAAUAAUU